CACAAAGUAAUCAUUGUUGGUCUGGAUAAUGCAGGAAAAACAACCAUUCUUUAUCAAUUCUCCAUGAACGAAGUGGUGCACACCUCACCCACCAUCGGGAGCAACGUGGAGGAGAUAGUGGUGAACAACACGCGCUUCCUGAUGUGGGACAUCGGGGGGCAGGAGUCUCUGCGGUCCUCGUGGAACACCUACUACACCAACACUGAGUUUGUGAUAGUUGUUGUGGACAGCACAGACAGAGAGAGAAUUUCCGUGACUAAGGAAGAGCUGUAUAAAAUGUUAGCACACGAGGACUUAAAAAAAGCAGGUUUGCUGAUCUUUGCUAACAAGCAAGACGUUAAAGAGUGUAUGACAGUAGCAGAAAUAUCUCAGUUUCUGAAACUGACUUCGAUUAAGGAUCACCAGUGGCACAUUCAGGCGUGCUGUGCUCUGACUGGAGAGGGACUGUGCCAAGGACUCGAAUGGAUGAUGUCAAGACUUAAGAUCAGAUGAUUUUUAAUGACCUCUUUGCACAGACCUUGCUUGAAAAGAGCUGUACCCAUGAUUACCUUCCCAGUGGCAGAAUUAAUGGGUUAGAUGUAUUUAUACUGAACUGAUUUCAACUUUAUUUUCUACAUCGAUGGACACACACGUACAUGUAUAUAAAUUAAGACCAUUCAGCAAAAAGGAAGAUGCAGUUGAGGCUCCCGUUCGGUUUCCUGUUUGUUUUCCUCUGAGGAUGCAUGGAAAAGCUGUGAUCAACCUUCUUUUCAAGAUACAGUCGCUCAGAACAGUCCGAUAUUGAGCGUGGUGAAGACCAAGUGAGAGGAAGAAGCUUUUGAUUUUGAGUUUUAUUAUUCCAUUGUAGUCCUCUCUAGUGGAAGAUGCUGGCUUCAUUAUUCCAGUAAAUUAGCAAACAAAUCAACGGCAUAGAUACCAACUUCCCAGUAUUUUUAAGGUUACCAAUGUUACAAAUGCAAACCUAUUUUCCUGUAUGUGUACUGUACAUAUUUGUGUAUAUUUAUACCUCAGUUUUAGGUUAAUUGCAAUCUGUUCAGACCAGUGUGUAAAGCUGCAUCAGUGUGUUGACAGCAGUACUAAUAUUUGGCAUUGCCAGCGUGUCCCAACU
Tauraco erythrolophus (red-crested turaco) is the source of this 1108-nucleotide messenger RNA. The record is from RefSeq and is a predicted model, not a curated record. NCBI's taxonomy places the organism in Eukaryota, Metazoa, Chordata, Aves, Musophagiformes, Musophagidae.